UGUUCCUUCCAACGGUUAUCGUCUUUCAGGUGUUCAUUUAUUCUUAAUUCCAAUUUCACUGGAAGAUAUGAAAUCUGUUGUUCCAUGACGUAUCAAUCUAUUCCCAGAUGCAACUGGUUGACAACUGUCCAGAUAUUCUUUUUAGCAUGCAUUUCCAUUUGUUCAAUAUUUUCCGAACUGUGGUCCUUAGGAUUUUACAUCUCCUCUCCAUCUGGAUUCAUCAGCUUAUUAGAAUCUCAUUCUGUGUUGGUUCGACCCCUACAUAAGGAUGUGAAACCAGAGAUUAGUCUUUUCUGUUCUGAGAACAAUUUAACUCAGUAUAAGCUGAUGCAAAAGACAGAAAAAAUGGAAGGAAAUAUCCUAGCUGAUCAUGACACAAUUAAUACUGAAAAAUCAAAAACAGUAAAAGCUGUUGAGAACAAGUUCCUGGAAUUAGAAGUCUCAUUCGCAGAAUUAAGUGAAGAACUCAAACUCGAAAAAGAAAAAUCUGCCAGAGAACAAAUAAUGUUUAUUAGAACCUUGUCAGACCUACAUAAUGUCUACAGCAAUAAGCAAAGUAAUCUAGAAGCAAUCAUUGCAGAUCUGCGGCGACAUCUACAUGCUGAAAAACGACGGACUUCAAAGCAAACAAACUUGAUUCAAGCUCUGACUUUGACAAGUGGCCAUGCCAUUAGUCGUGCAAAUAAUCUCCAGCGUCAACUGGCUGAUCUUAAGGCUAAAGUAAAUAAGAGCAAGGCGUCAUGCCUAAAAGAUCAGCAGCAGCUAUAUUCAAAAACUUUGGUAGAUAAGGAACUCCAGAGAAUCGAAAGAACUUCUUUGUCGAAUUCUGAAGUACAAGAAGUAUCUGAUCGUAUGAAAGCCGAUCUUUUGCCAGCCAAAUUACAGCUUUAUAAUACCCUGCAGGACCACUUGUUUCGGCACAAAAUCGAAUCGCCUGCUAUCGGAUUGUCGAAACCUGAAGAGAAACAGAAUCAUGGUAAACAUUAACCAUGAGAUACUAAAAAAAAUUCCUCUGUGUACGUGAAUUAAGAGUGAGGGAGGGCUAAGCAAAAUUCUUAUGAGAUUUGCAAUAUAAAAAAAAGAUCCAUCAUUUGCCAAGUGGGAGGACAAUACGGUUCAAUUUCAUGGACCAAAUUGCUAACAGAUUUCAGCCGUUACAUGGAAUAUAAACCAUACAAGAUUAUAUGAAUCGCAUUUUGGAGGAAAUCAAGUUAUCAUAGCAGGCUUUCCCGUUCAUUUGCUAGAAAGCUAUCUAAAAGCAAGAAGAACCAGCCGGCCUUAUCGAAGUAUCCUACGAGAAAAUUGGCCAUCUAAUGAGUUAUUUCAAUUGGGCAGUUAAAUGUUAUGGAAUCUCGUCAUCUUUAAUCGGAUCAUUAUCAUCUGGAAUCCAUUUAAAAGAAGAAGGAAUUGAAAUUAACAAGCGACUCAAGGUGUAUGUACGACGCCAGGAGCUCUUGGCAGUCAGGAUUAUGCGAUUCUGUAAGUACUAUUCAAACUGGCCUUUGCAGAGAUUCUGUCUUGUUAUUAUUUUUAUUCGUAACAAUUUUCGAUUGGUCGUUCACACAUUCGUUUACAUCUUAAGAUUAAUAACAACAAACAUACAAGGCAAGAGAUAACAAUAAUCAAUUAGAUUCAUAGCUCAUCAACUUCGCGUUUUUCUAUCGAAGGUAAACCCAUUCUUUCUUCGUCAGUUAGAAUGACGCUGGACUGCUGAUCGACAAACGUUUUUAACGAUUUAUAAGUAAAAUCCCCUCCUGUAUAUGGAACCGGCUCUUGUUUAUGAGCAACUGGCAAGAAGAAGAUGGUAGGAUAGCCUUUUAUCUGGCCGAAUAUAGGAUGGAGAUCAUUGGCCGUCGCGUCCAUUUUUGCCACAAUUAAAUUUGGAUUGGCUUUCUUCAUCUUUUUGGCCAAUUUCUUGUAUUCAGGUUCCAGGGCUUUGCAGUGGCCGCACCAAGGAGCAUAAAAUUCAAUGAGAACGUCUUUUUUGGGCUGAAGAACUUCUUCGGCGAAUGAGUUGGCAACGACGUUCAGGACGGGACCCUCUUGGACUUUUGGCACUGGCUGGGAUUUGUAAUACGGUUUGCCUUUGCCACUUGAUAAUGAGUCAAUAAAUUUUUUAACUUCUUGUGGAUCAAAUUCGUCCAUAGGUUCCAUCCUGAAUUUCUGGCCAUCGAAUGCUGCCACUUUAAUAUCUUCGUUAACGUCAGCUAAGUUGAGACUUCGCAGUUCAUCAAGGUACUCAUCUUCGUUGCUGAUGGCAAAUUUUGCAUUACUAUUUUGAAAUAUUUUUGCCACUUCCAGGACCUUUUUACGAAUGAACUGCGUAUCCUUGACAUAUUGAUGGUCGAAAUUAACAUCGUAAUAGACGACAAUCAAUGGUUUGGUGGAAUAUUUGAAACGCCUCAUUGCGUUUUGUACGUUGACCCACUAAUGGCACGCUUUUCUCUUUGACGAAAUUCACAAUGUCUUUGGCAUUACCCCUGGCUUUUAAUUGAAGAAAUUCAUGUGAUGAUUUCUCGUAUUCAGAAUGAAAAAUUUCUGGCUGAUAGACGACGAUCGAAUCAGGAAUAACUUUGUAAUGGGAUGCAACAUCUUUCUCGAAGAUGCUGCCAUGUACUCUUCAUAAAGAGGCGAUUUAGAAGAAAAGAAGCCUACAACAGUGGCUUCAGUGCGAUCCAUCUCACUUUUAAGUUCACCCAAUGAAUUAACGAGCUUGGAGGCUGGACGUGCAAGUUCCUUCAUGUGAUCAACGAUACCUCGAUGUUCUCUCGGUCCUUUGUACUCGAACACACGUCCUUUUCGGAAGACACGCAUUUGUGGGUAGCCAGUGAUUUGGAAACUAUCGGUCAAAGCCUUCUCGCUUGUACCAUCUACCUUAGCCAGAGGAAUGCCGUAUUCCAACAAGGAUCUAGCAGCUGCUUCGUAUUCUGGUUGCAUCUGAUAAUUUAAGGUGAAUUUGCGUUUCCACUAUUCAAUUUAAAGUGAUUAUGUACCUGUUUGCAAUGGCUGCAAUAAGGAGCGUAAAAUUGGACGAGAAUCAGCUUGGAAUCGGUAACGGUUUUUUCGAAAUUUUCUGACGUGAGUUCAAUAACGGGAGGCAAUGGAGGUUUCCAGUUGGGAUCAGUUUUCUCCCUCAUGUAGUCAAUAAUUGCUGUUUUAAAAAAUUACUUUGAUUAAUCCUUGGGUAUUAGUGAAUCAAAGUUUGUGGUUGUACCGAACGCAUUGCGUUCUCCUUGGUAUUGGUCGAUUUUCUUGCCAUCACGGAAUAAGAUUAAGCUUGGAUAACCUAACAGGGACAAAGUAAGUUAAGAAUGUGAUAAAUCCAAUCAUUCCUGACAUGGUAUACCGCUGAUCAUAAAUUCCACUGCCAGUUCACCCUCUUUCGUUGCAUCAACUUUGGCUAAUGGAAUAUUUUCUUUCUUGAGUGUCUCCGCAGCUUUCGAAUAUUCUGGAACCAAAUCCUUGCAAUGUCCACACCUGUUGCCGUAACAAGGAGACGUGAAACUUAGGUAAUCGUUCAGCCAUAAUCCAAUUACCAUGGAGCAUAGAAUUCGACGAGGACCGUGGGCCUUGACAUGAUGAAAUAGUGGAAAUUUUCCCUCGUCAGGAUUAUCACUUCAUCUUCUUCAAUGAAUUUGUAGUUUCCACCUCUUCCAUCCACCACUUGUAUAUCUGUCAACGCGAUAAUAUCGUUAGUAUGUUAUUGACAUCAAAUUUGAUUUGUGUUGCAUUUCAGGAAUGGGCUUGGAUGAGGAAAAAAAUAGUUAAAUAACCCAGUGAAAUGCUGCAUGUACAGUCAUGACCAUUGGACCUUGACUUCUUUUCCUGCUUUUUUUUGUCCUCGUCAGUGCGAAGAGGGGAAAGCUGAAAGGGCACUGUGCACUUUCUCUAGGUUAGUCAACACGUUUAUCUUUUUUAUGACAUUCCCAACCUUGAAAAGCCAACUUUUAAAUAUUGAGACUUACCACCGUCGUUUGGUAUGAAUUCAGCUUGUUCUGCAGCAAAAGAUAUGCAAAACAGCGAAGACAGCAGGAUAAAGAUCGGCCAAUCUCUUCUA
Molecule: messenger RNA, 4057 nt
Organism: Daphnia carinata
Lineage: Eukaryota; Metazoa; Arthropoda; Branchiopoda; Diplostraca; Daphniidae
Exons: 5
Coding region: 85-987 (300 amino acids)
Source: RefSeq, a predicted model, not a curated record